Messenger RNA from Coregonus sp. 'balchen', 12266 nucleotides. Lineage: Eukaryota; Metazoa; Chordata; Actinopteri; Salmoniformes; Salmonidae. The record is from the annotation of a GenBank genome assembly.
AUGUUGCUGGCCAGCCUCAUCCAGGUGACUGAGGUGGAGGGCGGGGAAGGGGAGAGCCUGUGGAACCUGGGCCUGCCUGCUGCGGGGGAGCAGCAGGUGGAGAUGCGGGGCAGCGGAGGUGGCAGAGGGCCCUGUCCCACUCCAGCACCCUCCACUCGGAUGGCGACAGUACCGAUGACCACCACAGCCUCUCAGAGGAUAGCCAGCUCUCAGAGCCCGACAAUGAGCUGCAGCACCCAGCCGAGAUGGUGGAGAAGUUGGAUGUUUCCAAAUGGGAAAUCGAGGACACUUCCUGGUGGCUUACCCAGCAUUCCCCCUUGCCACUGAGGUUGGUGGCCAAGAGAGUCUCCUCGUCUCGGCCCCUCAUAUGUGCCCCCUGCUGCCUGCGGAGGAACUUGUCAUGUCUCUCGUGUGACGCCACGUCGUACAGCGCUCCAGUCAAAUACAGGGCCGGCCAAUCUCCACCAUCUCCAAGGUGGGCAGCCCCUGGCCGGGUAGGGAGCCUCCGCUGCCAAACCGCCGGAGCUCAACCGUCUACCUCCGCCACCCCGCAUUCUGCAGAAGUCCCGGGAGCCACUCAGCAGGCUCACUCAGCCCUGCCCUGGGUGCCUACUACGUCCCCUGGCUAGGCCUCCUGUAGCUCAGUUGGUAGAGCAUGGUGCUUGCAACGCCAGGGUUGUGGGUUCGAUUCCCACGGGGGGCCAGUAUGGAAAAUGUAUGCACUCACUAACUGUAAGUCGCUCUGGAUAAGAGCGUGUAAAAAAAAAUCCUUCUGUAUGUAGUCCAUUACCUCCAUCGGACAGGGUCCCAUCUUUGUUAGUGUUCUUCCAUCGUAACGCCUGUGUGAAUCUGUGGUAGCUAGCUGCUUUGUUUUGUUUUGUGAGUGACUAGUACUAUCCCGCUGUCCUUUUAAUUUGAGGAAUGUGUGUUUUUUUGUGACCAGUUGUUGAGGAACAUGUGUGUUGAUCUUUGUGAGGGACAAUGCUCAUAACUCCUGAGGUGAAAUUUUCGAAGGCAAUCAUUGUCACACAGGUCUAUCAACAAAAAAAAAUGUUUUAUGCUAACAUAGUCUAUGUCCUAAUGUAGGGGUUCUCAAAGUGGGGUCCUUAAGGUACUGCAGAGGUUCCGUGGCCAGAUGUUCCGAGUUGUGUUUUGAUAAUGAGGGGGUCCCUGAUGAAUUUGAAAUCACAAAAGGGGUCCCCGGACCCAAAAAGUUUGAGAAUCCCUGCCCUAAUGAACCUGCCCCAGAUCAGAUGUACUCCUCAUAUGAGCUGUCCUUUCCUUCUCAUUCUCGAGCACAUAGAGACCACCUCCAUAGAGCUACCUCAUUAGCGACACCGCUAACAAAGACCGCUAGCUGGUUGGAGCUGAGUAACACGCUGCUACAGCAUUGAUCUCCCAGUUAGCAUGGCUACCUCUCUAACAGUCUCAAAGGCAGGGAGGCCUGAGACAAAGGUCUCGAUAGUGACUUAAGGACUGACUAUCGCUAGUGUUGUUUGAAAAUGUUUGUAUGAUAGCUGAGGAAGUAAAUCUGGUGUGUCUCUGCUGCUCCUGAACACACACGAAGCGGCAUACAUACACACACGUUUUUUCAAUGCUGAAUUCUGGCCUACAGCGUAUAACGGUUUAGAAAGGUCCCAUUCAAGGCCGCUACAGCAGAGAUUUCAGAUAUUGAGGCUAUAUCCACAGUUGAGGCUUUUUCUUGUUACAUUGUCCUCAUAGAACCUCUAAAACAAGAUUCUUUGCUUAGUUGCUAGAACUUUUUCAAUGUGUUCAAACAGGUUUUAGACCUAAAUCGGGAGACAAAAAUAGGUGAAAUGGGGAUCGUUGCCUAAGCAAACAUACAGAAGCAAAAACUAGUGACUCUCUCCAACCUCUAUAAUGUGGAUAGAUUACCUCCAUAUUCUCUUCUCUGUCCUCCCAGGGUAAUGUCCAGUUUGGGGACCAUAUCUGGUUUGAAACCAGUCUCUCAGGAGACGUCUGUUACGUUGGAGAGCAGUACUGCAUCGCAAAGACACUGGUGAGCCUUCACUACAACAGUACUGUUAUUAUUGACACUGUUACAGUAGUACAUUAUUCAAGUAUUAUUUUGGGUACAUUUUAAAUAAAAUAGUUGUUAUUUAAUUGAUUAUUAUUAAUAUUGGCUAAAUAAAGACAAAUGUUCUCUCUGUGAUUCUAGCAAAAGUCAGUGGCGAGGAAGAAAUGUGCUGGCUGCAGAAUAUCAGUCCACACCAUGUGUACCGAGCAGCUAGAAAGGGUAAGUGACUGCGUGAACUUCAUCAAUUAUUAUAUUAUACUUCUACAAAAUAACCAGGAAUAUUCAUGUUUGGAGUUUUCACUUUUUUGGAGGGGGUCAAUGGGUCAUUGACCAAUGUUGUUGUAUUUUCACUCCACAGGUUAAUUUGAGAUGUAAGCUAUCGUUUAGGGAACCGGGAUCUCGAAACAUUUCAGAGGUCAGUAUUUAUGCUACCUGCACAACGCUAUCUUUGUUUCUCUCCCAAGUUAUUUGUUUGUUGACUGUAUUUCGGACCGAUUCAGUCUACUUUAGUAAAUGUUAGUUUAAAUAAUUUCUAAGCAGUUUUGAGUGACACAGAAGUCUUCUCUGGUGUGCAUUGACACAGAAGUCUUCUCUGGUGUGCAUUAUGAUUUAUAAUGCGUUGUUGACUCAAUAACGUUUCCUGAUUUCAGCCCAAUGUUGUGCGUCACCAUUGGGUCCACAGGAGGAGCCAGAUUGGGAAGUGUCGACAGUGUGGGAAGGUCAGUUAAAAUUAUUCAACAACAUUAGAUUCACAUAGACACUACAGAUACUGAAGUACUGCAAACCAUUAAGAGCUGUCUUGACGCAGCUUUGAAACGUAUGUUACUUAUUCCUCCACAGGGUUUCCAACAGAAGUUUUCAGAGCUCACGCCACUGUCAUAGUGCCGCCCACCUGGAUCAUACAGGUCCGCAAACCACAGGUACUGUAAUGUCGUAAUGUUCAACACACACACACACACACACACACACACACACACACACACAGGACAGCUGUUGGUGAGCAGUGAGCACUAGAGGUGCUACAGAGGCAACAAACACAGAUAUGUUGAUUCAAAGGAUGUAUUUGUUUUUGUCUCCUCAGACAUCAUUAAAAUCAAGUAAAAAGAAGAAAUGUGCAUCAAGCCCAGUAAGAAGGUAGUAGAGGUAAGGAAAAUCAUGUUAACAUAAAGCAAUCUUGUGAUUAUGAUCAUGUCCUCUUAUGUUGUCGCAUAUGAUGAUGAAAACGUUGAGAAGACACAGGAUGCCAUCUUGUUGUCUCAAGUGUUUUUCUGCUUCAGGAAGCCCUUCAUAGUGAAGCCUGUCCCCUCUCAACUCAUGAAACCUCUGCUGGUGUUUGUCAACCCUAAGAGUGGAGGCAAUCAGGUGAGUUUGCUCAAUGUCCACAGCACCCUUGAAACCCGUGUGUAUGGGGUUGAAUCCUUUAGAUUUGUGCACACAACUCAAACAUGCAUUGAUGUCAAUGAGAGAUUUAUGCUGAAGUGGGAGUAAACACUGUCUGUGUCCCUUAGUGUACGAAUGAAUUACUGAUGAUGUUCAUUAAUUGCGGCUGCUGUUCUUGUCUAUGGGCUCAGUUGUAAAAGAGUUGUAAAUCUCAAUGUGAUCUUCCCUGUUGAAUAAAUGAUGUAUUUACAUUUUUACAUUUAGCAGACGCUCUUAUCCAGAGCGACUUACAGAAGCAAUUAGGGUUAAGUGCCUUGCUCAAGGGCACAUCGACAGAUUUUUCACCUAGUCGGCUCAGGGAUUAGAACCAGCGACCUUUCGGUUACUGGCACAACGCUCUUAACCACUAAGCCACCUGCCGCCCACUUUCAUCUACUUACACGCCUUCUUAAAAGUGAAAUGUUUUCAGUCACUUCAUGGGGAAGACAGUGCAUUCAUAAAUAAAACCCAGGGAGCCAAGAUCAUCCAGUCGUUCAUGUGGUACCUCAACCCCCGACAAGUGUUUGACCUCACCCAGGGAGGGCCCAAGGAAGGGUAAGAGACCACACACUGAUGCUGCCUUCACAAUCACAAACCUUUGAUCAUGUUUUGAAUGGUAUAACAACAUAAGUAGUGAUUGAGUUUUUAAUUGGUGUGCCUGGUUUGUGUUUAUUUUUUUAAGGUUAGAAAUGUAUUCCAAAGUGCCCAAUCUGCGGAUUUCGACAUGUGGAGGGGAUGGAACGGUGAGCAGCUAUGGGACAGUUGAAAGAAAGCAUGCUUUAGUCUACAUCAGCACGUACAUUCACAGUAGUGAUAUUAUAAGUAAUAUGCUUAACAUAUUUUGUAUUCCUGAAACAUAUUGAUGGACAUAUAAGGACUGUAUGGAGAGGAUUACUUCACAGUUUCAGUAAAACAAUCAGUUUGGUGCCUAACGUACACUACCCUGGUUCUGCAGGUGGGUUGGAUCCUGUCUGUUCUAGACCAGCUCCAGUUGAACCCAGCGCCUGCCAUGGCGGUCCUGCCCCUGGGGACGGGAAACGACCUGGCCAGGACCCUCAACUGGAGAGGGGUGAGUGACUGGCUGGCUAGAGAACCAUGUCAUGAACAAAACAUUUCGCUUAGAAAUGUUAUACGGUGGUCAGUAGAGAGGGAUGUCAUGUCCCUCAGACUAGGUAGAAUCAUCACAUUAAUGUGAGUUACAACAGUAUUAUAUCUUUAAAUGUUAUAUUUUUCAAUAUUGUUUUGAUUAUUUCAUUUCCAUAUAGAAUACUAAUUAUGAUGGAAUCUGUUUUUUGUUUUGAAUAUCUCUAUGAAAUUCCUCUCUCUUCAUCUCCCAGGGCUACACUGAUGAGCGUGUGUCUAAGAUCCUGUCUCACGUGGAGGAUGGGAACGUGAUGCAGAUGGACCGCUGGAACCUGCUGAUGGAGCCCAACCCAGAGGCCGGUCAAGAGGAGAAGGAUGAGCACCAGACAUGCAAGGUGACACUACUGACACCACCAGUCCUGUGUUCAUAGUAAAGUUCAUUAGAACUUCACUAAAGUUCAUAUUUAGUUUAGAGUAAUCGCUCGUGGACAGAUCUACAUAAACAUAACUGGCACCGUAGAAUCUGUCGGAAAGGAAUGGGGUGCAUGGGAUAACGACCAGCAGUAGUUCCGGUGUUUGGGUUUUUCGUCACUUGUUAUUUGGACAAAUCACGAUUUUGCAGGUGUUAGCAUCUUUCGAAUUGCAGAAGGGGAGGGGACAUUCGGCCUGUAACAUGCGAAGAGAGAGGGUGGAGCUCCUCGUUCUAGCAUAUCUUAAUCCCUUCUCUUAACACGUAUGGACCCAGAACUCAAUCAAGCAGCUGACCAAUUACAUGAGACUUUAGUUCUGGGUUAACCGAGAUUAAGUUUGGAGUGAUCAUUCUGUCACUAUCCAUGUGUGAUAUGACAAUAACAUUUGUAUUUAUCAAUGUUUUAUUAAAUGAAGAUAACAACAUAAAGAUUGACCACAUACAUUCUUUUUUUGCGAUUCAUUGAUGCAGUUUUUGAUAUAUUCACAUUUAUAUAAUAUGGGAUAGGGACUUUUUCGUUGACAUACUGUAUCUACGGUAUUUGCAUCAGCCCUUACAGUGAGGGAAAAAAGUAUUUGAUCCCCUGCUGAUUUUGUACGUUUGCCCACUGACAAAUAAAUGAUCAGUCUAUAAUUUUAAUGGUAGGUUUAUUUGAACAGUGAGAGACAGAAUAACAACAACAAAAUCCAGAAAAAUGCAUGUCAAAAAUGUUGUAAAUUGAUUUGCAUUUUAAUAGGAGAAAUAAGUAUUUGACCCCCUCUCAAUCAGAAAGAUUUCUGGCUCCCAGGUGUCUUUUAUACAGGUAAUGAGCUGAGAUUAGGAGCACACUCUUAAAGAGAGUGCUCCUAAUCUCAGCUUGUUACCUGUAUAAAAGACACCUGUCCACAGAAGCAAUCAAUCAAUCAGAUUCCAAACUCUCCACCAUGGCCAAGACAAAAUACAAAAUCAGCAGGGGAUCAAAUACUUUUUUUCCCUCACUGUAUAUCUAUAUACAUUAUUUCUGGUGGCUAUCUUUCAUGUGUCUGCUUUGUCUGUUAGCUCCCCAUUGAUGUCUUCAACAACUACUUCAGCCUCGGCUUCGACGCUCACGUCACACUGAGUCCAGAGGUUUGUCAAACAUUUUCAUAUUUCGCUAGCUGAAAUUACUUUCGCUAGCUGAAAUGACAUUCACUAGCUGAAAUGACUUCACUAUAAUAAUUGUUACUGCAGCCUAAAGCAAUACUUCUCUCUCUCUUAGAGGCCAACCCGGAGAAAGUCAAUAGCCGUUUGCAGAAUAAGAUGUUCUAUGCAGGAGUGAGUGCUUCGAUUAAAUAUCUCACUUUGAUCCUCUCUCACUAUGGAUUGUUUGCUCUGUGUCUGAUCUGGUUUACUGUAUAUCUGGGUCAUGUUCAUUAGGGCAAAAUGUUUCGAAACAUUUUGAAAUGGAAAACAAGCAUUCACAAAGUUUCACUUUGUUUCAAACUGUUUGCCGUCUGCACACGCCUUCUCUGACUGCCUGAGUGGUAGCUCCAAAGACCUGGCCAAACACAUCAGAGUUGUGGUGAGUGGACUUCUAAACCUGUUCUAGACCUUAAUUGGACCAAGACUCUGAGCACAACGAGAAAGAAUCUGAAUGGUUCCCAUGACUUAGUGUUGAAACCAUAUUUGAUCAGUUUCUAAAAUUAAAGUUUUCCUGACCAACAUGGUUGAUUUUUAAGGAUGUUGCUAGGAUCCCAAUGCCCAUUCUAGAGUUAUAUAUUUAAAUAUAUUGUCUGUACUCUGUUUCUCUGAAACCCCUUUGCAUCAGUGUGACGGCACAGACGUUACCUCCAAAGUCCAGGACCUGAAUUUGCAGUGUCUAGCAAUGUUCCUCAACAUUCCCAGGUGUUAAGCAUUUAGAAUCUUUUGACGCUGAUGGGACGCUCCACCAGUAUAUACACUCCAGUGGAGGUUCCUCAGAGGAGGAAGGGGAGGACCAUCCUCCUCAGUGAAUUUCAUAAAAAAUAAAAAUUGUAAAACAUUUUUAAAGUUAUAUUUUUUAGAUAAAACUAUACUAAAUAUAAUCAUGUCACCAAAUUAUUGAUUAAAACACACUAUUUUGCAAUGAAUGUCUACAGCAGCCUCAACAGCACUCUGUAGGGUAGCACUGUGGUAUAGCCGGAGGACAGCUAGCUUCCGUCCUCCUCUGGGUACAUUGACUUCAAUACAAAACCUAGGAGGCUCAUGGUUCUCACCCCCUUCCAUAGACUUACACAGUAAUUAUGACAACAUCCAGAUGACGUCUUCCAACCUAUCAGAGCUCUUGCAGCAUGAACUGACAUGUUGUCCACCCAAACAAAGGAUCAGAGAAUGUAUCUAUUACUGAAAGCAUAAGCUACAGCUAGCUAGCACUGCAGUGUAUACAAUGUGGUGAGUAGUUGACUCAAAGAGAGAGAAAGACAAUAGUUGAACAGAAAUACAUUUCUUCCAAAAUGAAGGAGAAGCAAGAGAGAGAUAGAGAGAGAGAUUUCGUAAUUUUUUUGUAAACUGUCAGUUUCACUUACUUAGCUAGCAAAGUUUAGUCUACUCAAACACCCUGCUCAAACAGAGGGAUGCUAUGUUAGCUACCUGGCUAUGACUAUCCAAUACUACACUGGAACUAUUCCAAGUCAAGGUAAGCUUUUGGUUAUACUAAUUUAUUGCCACCGGGGCCCGCCAGUGUAAGUGCUGAACUGCUUACUGACUGUAACGUUACUGCAUGAUUGUAGCGGGUUUACUUACUCGUUAGUUCUAUUAGCUAUGUUGACUAUGACGUUACUUUAGCUAAUAUGGUGACAAGGAUAUAGGCUGUGUGUAGCGGUUAUGAUAUGGUUUGGAAAGUUUUUUUUGCCUGGUCACAUACAGCUGAUGUGAUGAAGUCCACAAGCAAAGGGAAAAGGUGAGAGGAGGAGAGCGCAUAGAUGUGAGAUGGAAUACAACGUGGCUGCUACGAAAGUGAACUGUGUUUACGCGUGAUCAGGGGUUUAUUCAUUCUUCCGAUUCUGUUGAAAAACGUUUCUUAAACGGGAAAAAACGUGGAUAAACAUACCUGAAUUUGUCUAAUAGAAACACUCGCUUGCAACUGUUGGACUAAUGAUUACACCCUAUAUCAGCUAGAUGCAGAUGUAUUGAAUGUGUCACUGUCUGUCCAUGUGUCACUGUCUGUCACCUCAAAUAGGCUAGGUUGUAGCAACCUCAUGAUGGGUAUAGGGAAAAUUCAAGUAUCAUGUAGUAGUCUAAACCUAUCGCUGUUGCAUUGAACUGGGUGAAUGUAAUAUGAAUGACAGUCAUCCAAUAUGCUGUAAUAGAAAUAAGGCCAUGCUCAUGAUUUAAAAAAAAAUCCUCCCUCAUCUUAAACGGCACUGACCGCCACUGAUAAACUCUCAUUUAUAGACAUUAAGUCAAUAUAAUGGACACACAUGUCACGCCCUGGCUCUGGGGACUCUAGUAUGUUGAGCCAGGGUGUGAGUUUUCAUUUGUGUGAGGUACUGGGGUGUGUUACCAGUCCGGUCCGGCCCGUUCCUGAUCCCCGCGUAGGGCCAGUGGUGUGUGUCCCCAGUACGGUCCGGCCCGCUCCUGCUCCCUGCACCAAGCCAAUGGUGCGCGUCGCCAGCCCGGCCCGGCCUGUUCCUGCUCCCAGCACCAAGCCAAUGGUGCGCGUCGCCAGCCCGGCCCGGCCUGUUCCUGCUCCCCACACCAAGCCAAUGGUGCGCGUCGCCGGCCCGGCCCGGCCUGUUCCUGCUCCCCGCACCAAGCCAAUGGUGCGCGUCGCCAGCCCGGCCCGGCCUGUUACUGCUCCCCGCACCAAGCCUAUGGUGCGCGUCGCCAGCCCGGCCCGGCCUGUUCCUGCUCCCCGCACCAGGCCAAUGGUGCGCGUCGCCAGCCCGGUCCGGCCCGCUCCUGCUCCCCGCACCAAGCCUAUGGUGAGCGUCGCCAGCCCGGUCCGGCCCGUUCCUGCUCCCCACACCAAGCCAGUGGUGUGCGUCGUCAGUCCGGCACGGCCCGUGCCUGUUCCACCGGUGCCUGGUCCGGCACCGGUCAGCUGCUUCACGCCGGAGCUAGAGCAAUCCGCUCCACCAUUGUGUAGUCCAGCUCCGGCCAGCGGGGCCAGACCGGACCAGGGGUACUUUGGGGGGUUGGAGAGGGAGUGGGGAUCAGGCCCGGAGCCGGAUCCGCCGCCAAGGCGGAGUGCCCACCCGGUCCCUCCCCUGUGGUGUUUGGUUGGCGCGGCCGGAGUCCGCGCCUUUGGGGGGGGGGUACUGUCACGCCCUGGCUCUGGGGACUCUAGUAUGUUGAGCCAGGGUGUGAGUUUUCAUUUGUGUUCGGUCUAGUAUUAUGUUUCUAUGUUGGCCAGUGUGGUUCUCAAUCAGAGGCAACGUGAAUCAGCUGUUGCUUGUUGUCUCUGAUUGGGAACCAUACUUAGUCAGCCUGUUUCCCACAGUAUGGUGUGGGAUCUUGUUCCUGUAUAGGUUUGUGUUUGCACCUUUGGACGUCACGUUAUCGUUUGUUGUUUUUGUUCGUGUUAUCAUUCAAAUUAAUAAAAUAUGUUCACCUUCAACGCUGCGCCUUGGUCCUCCUCCUUCGACGAUCAUGACAACACAGAACGAUAGAAAUGCACCAGUAUCCCCCCUGUUCCUCUGUGUUGUAGAUGUGCAUUAUGAUGCAGUUAUACAGCCUUGUAAGUCUUGUCAUGAGCAUGUAUGACCACCUUAUAAUGUGUUAUAUUCAUCUUAUAAAGAGCCUGACUCAUAGAGUUGAAUAGACGGCACACUUGGCCCAUAGCCUUUUAGCAUGGACAGCGCAUGGGACUUGCUAUGGGUUAAAGAAGGAUCCCAUAAUUCCAUCCAGGUCAGCAGAAGGGGUAAGCCAAUGAAUUAUACUCCUAAGCAAACAUUCCAUAACUGCUGCAGGUGGCAUUAAAUCACCAACAUAGACUUUAUACCUAUUCAGACUAUACACACUCCAGCACAGUAGGUGGUUGUAUGCACCUUUUCAGUUUAUUUAUGCCGAUACACUCAUAGAAGUAAAAGAAUGGACUACUUUAAAAUGGAGAUGGCCCUCAAUGGCUCUGCCCAUGCUGUCACAGAAGAGGCCAUUGGAAAGACAGGUGAUGAGCUCUCUAGUAAAUCUCUAUGGCAUGACCAGCCAUUUUGAGACGGUAGAACAUUUCCUUCAUAGAGACAUACCAUAUUAUAAGCCUUAUUAAAAGACAUCAUAAAGGCUCAUACAUGUUUGCAACAAGUUAUAAAGCAUUAAACCUGCAUUAUACUUAUUAUCAAGUAUUUGACUGUGUACUGCAGUUACUGUGCCGGCACCAAGCCAUGGGGUCACCACAGUGAGCACCUUGACUUUGAGCCACAGAGACACGACGACGGCUGCAUCGAGGUCAUCGGAUUCACCAUGACCUCUCUGGUGAGCUCUCAACCUUCUCUGAUGUCCUUUACAUCUCAUGGAACACAUUCAUUACCAUAUGCACCUAACAUGCACGUUAUAGUCUAUGUGUAUAUCUAUUUUGUUAUUUUAAGCACCAUUGGACUCUUUCAACUAAUAUUCAGGCUUGGAUUGUGAUGCGUUGUCUGAAUGUUAUUUUCAUUACAACAUCGUCAUUCAACUCUCAUCAGUAUCUCUCAAUUUCCCUCUGGGGAUCAAUAAAAUGUAUUCAAUUCAGUUCAAUGUCCUGUCUUCCUGUUCAUCCCACUCUGCAAGCGGGUGGUCACGGCAAAAGGUUGAACCAGUGUAAGGAGGUGACCCUGACCACGUACAAGUCAAUCCCCAUGCAGGUGGACGGCGAGCCCUGUAAGCUAGCCCCCUCCGUCAUCCACAUCAACCUGAGGAACCAGGCCAAGAUGGUGCAAAAGACCAAGAGGAGGAUCUCCAUGCCCCAGCUCAAUGAGUUAGUAGCCCUAAACCUUGUGAUACCAGACCUCAACACUGUAUUCCCGUUCGGCAAUUGGCUUGAUGAGGAACCUAGAAUGACUGUAGUCGAGGCUAGAGUUAAGGCUACCCAUAUGAUUCCAUAUGGAUUUCUAGUAACUCACUCGUGGCCAACAAUAACCUAUACAAUAUGUAAAAAAAAUCAUGUUUCUGUCUGUGUCGUCUAAGUCAGCAGCCAGUUCCUGAGAAGCUGCAGAUCAGAGUGAACAGGAUCAGCAUGCACACUUAUGAGGGCCUGCACUACAACAAGGACAAGCUCAAAGAGGCCUGUAAGUAAAAACAUACAUAUUCUACACACCACACCUCUACCAUUCCUUUACUAGGGAGACUACUAUGGCAGGGGUAUAGCAGAUCCAUAAAUGCAGGCUUUUGCUCCAGCCCAUUAGCAAACACCUGUAACUGAAUGUCUUUUCUCUGUCUCAGCUAUCCCACUGGGCAUCAUCACGGUCCCAGGAGACAGCGAUCUGGAGAACUGCCGUUCACACAUAGAGAGUCUACAGGACAGUCUACAGGAGGUAGGUACAGGAGGCGCAUGUAGGAGAUAUGUACAGUUAUGGGCACUAAAACGUUUUUAAAACCCUGUUGCACACACAUUGCGGCAAUUGUUCGUCCAAUACGUUGACGCAACCUAAAAUGUUGGUGCCCGCAACUGUAGGGAGGAGUGGGAAUACAGAUUAGCCAAGUCCCUUUUAUAGGUAGUGCAAUAGAGAGUGAAAUAGAUAGAGAGUGAAAAUGCGUGUGGGCGAAAGCAUGAAUGAGUGUCAGAAUAAGUGAAAUCAAGAAAAAAGGAACGAGUGAGAGCGUGAGAGAAAGAGAGUAUGAUGAGUGUCUUUUUAAUAAUCUGACCAUAGACUUCAUGUUGUCUGCUGUGCCUGCUAGUGGAGCUCAGAUGAGACACAUAGGGAAGAUCUCAAUUGCAUACUCCUCGCAUCUUCUCUCCUCGUCUCCUUCCCAAAACCCAUUGGAUGAGAAAGCUGGAGGUCCCUCCCCUCUGACCUUCUCCUCCAAUGGGUUUUGAGAAGGAGGCGAGGAGAGAGGACGUGAGGAGAAUGCAAUUGAGAUUCUCCCAGUUACUCCUUUCACGUAGGAUGUAAAAAAAAAAAAAGUCCAAUGUUUGUAUGACCCCCUUUCAAACAGGCCCAUUUUUACCACAUUCUUGCUGGCAUAAGCCUUUUAUACCUUCGGUGCGCAUGUCAGCAUGCCGGUGACGGGUGCACAGUGGGGGUGUGCAGAUGUUGGGUGUGCAGAUGUAUAUAUAUUUUUUUAUAUUUUAUAUAUAUAUAUUUUUUUUUUUUUGCAGAUGUUGGUGGGCGUCUAUUUGAAUAA